AUGGCGGCGCGCUUGCGUGAUGCCGAAAACUUACCGCGAAAUAUAAGUAUGGUGGCUCAGAAGAAAGGUCGUGGAGCCAAAACUCAGGCUGCUAAAGCCAAAACCGCCAAUCAGAAUGAAGAAGUACCUCAAUCGGAGGUUGAAGCGAUGGAAGGCACUGAAGAGAAUAACGGUCAGACAGAAUCGGUCGAACAGGUAGAGGAUACCACUGCGGCUGAAGAAGCUCCAGAAGGACAGGAAGCUGAACAGAAAGAAGAAAACGCCGAUGGUGAAACUAAGGCGGAGGAACAAAAGGAAGAGAAGGUGGAGUCUGGCAAACUACUUGUGGAAAACCUCCCAUCAAGCUACCUUUUUGACUACCAAGAAAAGCUGAAGGAGUUGUUCUCAAAACAUGGGGAAGUUGUUAGUGUAAAACGUGGUCCAAUCAUUGUUACUGAACUGACCACAACUCCGACAUUAUCGGCUAUAGUCGAAUUCAAAAACAAAGACUCUCUGGAAAAGGCGCUGAGCGAGAAUGGCACAGUGUUGGAGGGCAGCGCCAUCUCUGUGGCGGUGGAGUCUCGUAGUGAGACAGCCGUGCUAGUGGGUGUACCGUAUGAGGCCAGCACCGACUAUGUGAGGUUGUUGUUCGCGCAGUGCGGCGAGGUUUCACACAUACAUGAGUUCAGCAAGACCAAGUACAAGAUAUUGCGCGUGACCUUCUUUGAGAAGGAGGCUGCUGAGAAGGCGCUAAAAUUAGAUCGGGAGCUUCGUAUUAAUGGAUUCCUUGUCACCAUCACCAAAUUCCGCGAUGAAGAGGAGCAAAAGGCUCAUGCUGCCAAUACCAACAAGAAUAAGCGGCAGCACGGGCAGCAGCAGGGUGGGCAGCAGCAGCAGGGGCAACAGCAGGGACAACAGGCGGCGCGCAACGCGGGCGCGGGCGCGGCAGGCGCCGGCUCGCGCGCCAACAACUUCAGAGCGCGCGGCGCCGCCUUCAAUGCACGCGGCAACUUCAGAGGUGCGCGCGGUCGUGGGUUUGGUGCUCGCGGUGGCGCAUUCCCUCGCGGCGGCUUCGCGCCCGUCAACACGUACAUGCCACCGCAGCCCUUCAUGGCGCGCCCCGGCGGCUUCAUGAACGACGGGCAGCGGCCGAACAAGCGGCUCCGGCAAAUGUAA
This is a messenger RNA of Parnassius apollo (apollo), 1155 nucleotides long. The record is from the annotation of a GenBank genome assembly. NCBI's taxonomy places the organism in Eukaryota, Metazoa, Arthropoda, Insecta, Lepidoptera, Papilionidae.